CAUUAUUGGGCUCAUCUUAAAAGGCCUAUUUUGUUUGAACAAACCCCAAUUUCUCUUCAUCCUAGGUUUUUUCACCCGUCAUCCUCGUCGGCGUUCUGUUUUCUCUGUGAAAGCGUCCUCCGAUCAAUCACUCCUCCGCCGGGCUCCGUCGCUCUCUGUUUUCCCGUGAGGAAGAUGGGUGACAAGAGGAAGAAGACGUUCAUGUUCAUUCGUCUAGUCUCAGCAGCUGGAACUGGAUUCUUCUAUGUCAAGAGGAAGAGUAGCAAGGGACUUGUUGAGAAGCUUGAGUUCCGCAAGUACGAUCCUCGAGUCAAUCGUCAUGUCCUCUUUACAGAGCAGAAGAUGAAGUGAAGAAGCCAAGUUACUUUCAUCAAAGCAAAUAACUUAUCAAUUUAGGAGUCUAAUCCUUAAGUGUAGUUUGGUUGUACUUCGAGAUACCCUUUUAUUCAAUUUGAUUUCAAGACGAAUAUAAGACACAAUCAAAUCAUUCAUGUUAUUUAGUGCUUAGAUGUUCAUAUAAUCACUCAGUGCCAUUGAAG
This is a messenger RNA of Thlaspi arvense, 539 nucleotides long. The record is from the annotation of a GenBank genome assembly. NCBI's taxonomy places the organism in Eukaryota, Viridiplantae, Streptophyta, Magnoliopsida, Brassicales, Brassicaceae.